Molecule: messenger RNA, 897 nt
Organism: Fomitopsis serialis
Lineage: Eukaryota; Fungi; Basidiomycota; Agaricomycetes; Polyporales; Fomitopsidaceae
Exons: 7
Coding region: 1-897 (298 amino acids)
Source: RefSeq, a predicted model, not a curated record
AUGCAUUCCAGAGAGUCUUCCAGCACGACGCUCACCGCCGAAUCCUCGAGCGAACAACCAGCCCCCACGACCCCGGCUCAAACGCCAAAGCGCCCGCGCUCGCCUGUCGCGGGCGAGCCUGAGAGCAAGCGUCUCCGCCCCUCGUCCGGCGCACGAGCCAAUGCAGGUGACCGCAGCGUGGUCAAGGCCGGCACUCGCUGCGCUGCACUCGCUGCAAGACACGCGCGGCUGGUGGAGCUCGGGCGCGAGCUGGAGGCCUGCCAGGAAGACAUCACGCAGACGAACGAGCGGCUCGCUCGGUGCGAGGCCCAGUUAUCUGAGACGGUGACGCCGCGCGGGGACGCAGACACCGAGCUGGCGGAGGCAUGCGCACUGCUGGCGGACGUGCGGGCUCUGAUCGGGGAGGGGCAGGUGCUGCUGGCCGGUAUGACCGCGGAGCGGGACCGGCUCUCGCGGGAGGCAGCGACGGUUUGGGCGGAGCUUGUACAGGAGAGGACGAGAGAGGAUAAAAUACAGGCCCUGCAUGACAAGAACGCUUCGCUGCGGGUGGAAUUGGAGAGGUUACGACAAGUCCGGGCAGCGCAGGCGGCCGCUGUUGUGGCGGAGGAGGAACUGCACCAGUUGGAGCUCAAAACUCAAGCUGAGAUCGACCGGCGACUGGUCGUGGAGCGGAACAUCCAGAUCAUGAGCGAGAAGUUCGCCCGGGAAAUGUGGGAUCUGAUGGAUGUCAGGCUUGCCCUUCAACGGCAGCUGGAGGAGCUUAAGCGGAAGCGGGAGGACGAGCGCGCUGCGAAGGCACAGGAGCAAUGCCCCACCUUGGCAGAUGCCCGGGGAGAGGCCUUCGCUGGGAGUCAAGGGGCGUCCUCCGAGUCACGCGGCAGGAUGCCAGGGUGUUAG